AUGAGUUCUUUAGCCGAAUGUGCCACUUAUUGUGAUCAAAUAUUUACAUUUCCAAAAACUGUUCGUUUGCGUAUCUCGUUACAACAUAUAUCUGAUUUAGCGUUAUUGAUGCAAUGCAAUACUUUACCGCAUAUAGAAGAUCUUCAUGUUACAAUGGAAACAGGAAUAUAUACCUCACAUCAAUUAGAUAAUUGGUAUGAGAAUGCACCUUGUUCUAUAUUAUGUCCUAAUGAUUUAAAUACAACUGGAGCCAAUCUACCACAUCUACGCACAUUACAAUUGCGACAAGUAGACAUUACUAAUGUUAUUGAAUUGAUACAACAUGUGAAAUCAAUGUGUCAACUUGAAUCAUUAAUUUUGGUGAACUGUAAUGUUAAAGAUAAGAAUGAACUUAUUGUAUUUAAAAGCUGUAUUAGAAAUUUUAUGAUUUGUCUGCGUUGUCUUCGUUUUCUAUUUUAUUUACCUGCUGAAACCAAACUUGAAAAAAUUGAUCUCGACUGGUUUAAUUUAAGUCAUCAUACUGUUGAAUAUGAGAUAAAUGGACUAAUGGUACUUUACACAGUUCCAUAUCCAUUAAAUAGUCAACGACAAGUAUAUAAUCAUACGUUUGGACGACAGUCGACAAUUAAUAAUAAUAUUAAUCAUAUUGAAUGGAUAAUUGAUUGUGAUCCUUUAUCUAUUGAUACUACUCUUACUCAUUUUCAAUAUGUUAAUUCACUUGUUUUAUUUUUUGAUAUUAAAGAAAUGAAUAUAAACAUAGAUUCUUGGCAUGUAUUACUUCCAUUUUUACGUCAUCUGAAACUUAAUUUUGAUUCGAAUCCAAUCAAAUCUGGGAUAUCGUAUUAUCCAUCUGUAACACCGAGUCAUUAUCGUUGCAUUAUUCUUGAGCAAUUUCGUAAAUGUGCUUCUGCACUUGAGUGUUUGACGCUACACUGGUAUGACCUUGAACUUCUUCUUGAACAUUCUUCAUCACCUUGGCCAUUCGUUCGACAACUUAAUAUUCGUUUGAAAUCACGCACAAACUUUCCAUCUGCAUCUUUGAUCAAACAAUUACCAACGAAUAAAGCUUUUCCUCAACUACAAUAUCUUUCAUUUAGUGGACGUCGUUUCUCACUCAAUCCAUCGAAACCACUCGCAACUUGGAUCCUUUUAUGUUUCGAUGCUCUCGUAUCUUCAUCAAAAUUCAUCAUAUUACAUGUAAAUAGAUGUUAUGUUACUCAUCGAAGUUUUCCUCUUACAUCUCGUGACAUACUUCUGACACUUCUUACAGAACAUGUUCGUUCGAGAAGUGAUCACUAUUCAUCAUCUAAAAUCGUUAUCGAUGAGAAUGAAGAGAUAAUUAUUUGGCUUUGA
This is a messenger RNA of Rotaria sp. Silwood2, 1353 nucleotides long. Lineage: Eukaryota; Metazoa; Rotifera; Eurotatoria; Philodinida; Philodinidae. The record is from the annotation of a GenBank genome assembly.